UUUGACGAGGAUGGGACAGUGCUUCAGGACAAGCUGGUAGCCCUCAAUCGCAUCGUUCGUCAAACUGAAAAACAGGCUACUGAGAUCCACUACUCGCGAGAAUUGCUUGAUAAGCUCCGCUCAGAGGUUCAUUUGCUACGGACUGGUCAGCGAAUCGAAAUCAGAGAUGGUGGU
Molecule: messenger RNA, 174 nt
Organism: Penicillium arizonense
Lineage: Eukaryota; Fungi; Ascomycota; Eurotiomycetes; Eurotiales; Aspergillaceae
Exons: 1
Source: RefSeq, a predicted model, not a curated record